Seriola dumerili (greater amberjack) is the source of this 864-nucleotide messenger RNA. RefSeq names its product ring finger protein 182 (gene rnf182). Bases 1 to 864 code for a protein of 287 amino acids. The record is from RefSeq and is a predicted model, not a curated record. The transcript has a single exon. NCBI's taxonomy places the organism in Eukaryota, Metazoa, Chordata, Actinopteri, Carangiformes, Carangidae.
AUGAUGAUUGAGCUGCAAAGCCCCGAGGAUGGUGGCGGUGAUGGUGGUGGCUGUGGCCACGUGGACAUACUGAGCACUGAGGAGCUGGAGUGUAAGAUCUGCUACUGUGCGUACAACCUCGGGAGUCGCAGGCCAAAGUUGCUCGAGUGCUGCCACCGUCUGUGCGCCAAAUGCCUCGCUAAGAUCCUGGACCUGGGUGAGUCGCCUCCCAACGCCGUGGUGUGCCCGUUCUGCCGCUACAUCACCAGACUGCCAGGGGAGGCGGUGAGCAGUCUGCCGGAUGACUGCAAUUUGGUGGCGGCGCUGGCCCUCCAAAGCCGGAAUCAGAGGAACCUCCACUUCCACCAGGAUGCGACCACGGAGCUACUCCUCAGCCCCAGGCGCCUGACCUCGCUGAUGGGUAGUAACGCACCUGUGAUGUCCCCUUCCCCUUCCUCCUCCACUUCCUCAGCCACUACCUACUCCUCCAUCCGGGGCUCCCCUAACUUUGUGGUCAUCACCAUCAUGGAGCCUCCACCGGCGCCCGCAUCAAACCAGGACCUUUACCACCAGCCACGUGGACCUCACGCCUCAAACCGGGGCUACCACUCCUCCAGUCUGGAUUCCAUGGCGUCCAUCACGCAGAGGUGGACGGUGUGGAACUGUGCAGCCCUCCUGUGCCAGACGUCGGCCCGGGCGCUGGUGUGGGUGCUCGGGCUUCUGUACUUCAGCUCUCUGCCCAUGGGGGUUUACCUGCUCAUCAUGCAGAGGACAACGCUCGGGGUGCUGCUGGUGAGCCUGGUUCCCGCCAGCCUCGUCAUGAUCAUGGUCUACGGAUUCUGCCAGUGUAUCUGCCAUGAAUUCUGGGACUGCAUGCCACCAUAA